Molecule: messenger RNA, 7580 nt
Organism: Paramormyrops kingsleyae
Lineage: Eukaryota; Metazoa; Chordata; Actinopteri; Osteoglossiformes; Mormyridae
Gene: hivep3b
Product: HIVEP zinc finger 3b
Biological process (GO): regulation of transcription by RNA polymerase II
Cellular component (GO): nucleus
Molecular function (GO): DNA-binding transcription factor activity, RNA polymerase II-specific; RNA polymerase II cis-regulatory region sequence-specific DNA binding
Source: RefSeq, a predicted model, not a curated record
GUGUUUGCGUACGCGAGACGGUGUUUUUGUUGUGCUGAUCAGCUGAAUGUAGGAUUGCAGUUCCAGCUUGACAAGGAAGAGAGGGAAAGCCCUCGACCAUCCCCACCUGGCUCCUAGCAGCGCAGCAAGGAUCUGUACAACGAGCAAACGACACUACCACAUUCCGGAGGAGAUGCGGAGUUCUUCCCCUCUGUUGCAGCAUGGAAUAAAUGGCUGCAGCACGCACGGCGCUGUCAGGAAAGGGGAAAAUCGCAAGGACGGGGGGUGGAGGAUUGCCUUGGAGGGCUCCUCUAACUGACACCCUGCACAGCUGAUGCUCAUUGGCUGGGGUUGCACUGCCAAGAGCUGAUAGAUUGCAGAAGGGACCAGUCAGAGCUCUGCCAUCAAAAAGGGAAGAACAAGAAACAAAAGAGAGACGGAUGCACGAAAUCCCCGGGCAAGAACGGCCGGUGUCCGGGGCCGGGGAGCGUGGCGUCCCAGCUGACUGUGCUGAUCCUGCACCCCCCCACAAAGAGCACAUUGAGAUUCCCAGGCUGAUUUCCGACCCCGAAGGGACUACCUGCUGCCAGGUGCGGGACGCGUUCCCCUAGCCCUUCCCUUCUCUCCACCAGGAUGCCCUGGCUGAACCAGUGAGGUGACAAUCAGCAGCGGAAAGCUGAGAGGGGUCUCAGAAGAAAGUUGUUGUGUGCAUCUGGACCGUUGUCUGACCGUGGACCAACUCUAAGAGCAGUCCAAAGGAGGUGCUAAUAAGCUGGGUAUCUGCAGUAAACCAUGGGAAGAUCAAGAUGCAAAGUGAUCAUGUGUUCGGCGCUGGGUGAUGGAUUGCUACAUUCUGCUUGGAUAUUACUCUUAGCCCCGCUUUGAUGGUGUCCGUUUAUACUGUUGCAUUGAGGCCUUUGCCAUACAUGGAUAUGAUUUAAAAAGAAACUCAUGAAAUUUUAAUAAUUAUAAAGUGAAACAAAGGAAAGAAGAAGAAACCUUUUUCACUAGACAAAAGGAGCUCUUCAGACACCCUCUGGCUGUUUUUUUUGCAGAGCCUUCUCCAUGCCAUUAUGUACUGGGAGAGCUCUGCAGCUUUGUGGCUAAAUCAAUGAGGCGGUGUGGUCUGACUAAGACAGAAGCAUUCCCAGUGUUUAUUUAAGGCCUCCUCCCCACUCUAUGGAGGCCGAGCACAGCCAGCCGACCGGUGGGGAGCGGUCUGCAGGGCAAGAGCAUCCCCUGUCUGAGCAUCCCCCGGAGGACCAUCUGUCGCAGCUUCAGCAGCUGCAACAGGCUCCCUCCCGACCUCCCCAUGGCUCUCAUGGUCGACACCAUCACCGGCAGCCUAAGCGUAGUGACCUAGAGCGGCAGCUCCUCCGGCUGCAGCAUCAGUCUUCUACCUCUGCAGCAGUACCGACAUGGCAGCUUGCAGGUGCCCCAGGUCCCUCUGGAGGGAACUUUCCCACAGCCUCUCAGUCAUCUUCUUCCACUCAAGGCUUGCAUGCCCAGGUAAUACCAUCACAAUGCAGCCAAGAAGUCCAGGAGGGUGCCCCGCCCAGGCGGGAACGUAAGCCCCAGAAGCCGGGAAAGUAUGUAUGCACUUACUGCGGCCGUCCAUGUGCCAAGCCUAGUGUUCUCCAGAAGCACAUUCGCUCCCACACUGGAGAGCGCCCCUACCCCUGUGUCCCAUGCGGAUUCUCCUUCAAGACCAAGAGCAACCUGUAUAAACAUCGCAAGUCCCAUGCCCACCGGAUCAAAGCAGGGUUGGCUACCAGCAGGGAGGACUAUAGCUUAGGUGGACCCGAGGGGGGUGCUCUGGGGGAGGAUCCAGAAGAACCAACAGAGGGAGAAAGCACAGACUCAGAAGAUGAAACAGGGCAACAUGCCCCAGUGUCCUCCCAGGAGAAACUGACCUCACAGAAGAGUGGAAGCACAGAGACACCAAACUUAGAGGAGCCACAACGAGCUGAGGACUCCCAGGCAGUUAAACAGAGACUAGCCAUGAGGUUAAGUGAGAGGAAACGUGUGCCAGUAGCUUCUUCAGAUGAUCCACCUUCCUCCCUGGGCCCUGGAAGUAAGGGUAGUACAGAGUCAGGUUAUUGCUCCCUUUCUGGGAGCACUGAGCUGUCCCAGGUGAGCCCUCCAAAUACCAAUGCCAAAACCUAUGCUGAAAUAAUUCUGGGCAAGUAUGGACGGCUGGGGCAACAGCAAAGGGGCCCUCAUCACCAACACCUUCAGUCCUCUUCCACUUCUUCCUUAGGGCAAGAGGAAAAGACUAUCCCUUUUACGGUGCCUAAGACACAGGUCAUAGAGCACAUUACCAAACUUAUUACCAUUAACGAAGCUGUAGUAGACACCAGUGAAAUCGACAGUGUCAAGCCCAGAAGGUCUUCCCUCUCCAGGAAAAGCAGCAUAGAUCCCAAGUCAGAAGCACUUGGACCCAGUAGCAGCAGUGCUGUUCCUAUGAGUCUUAGUGGCUUUUCAAGUGAAUCCCUCCGCCCCAAGUUCCCCAAUGUUGAUUUGAUGGCUGGUCAGGCUUCUACAGUGCCUCUCCUAAGAAGCCACUCAAUGCCUUCCUCAGCAGGCCAGGCCGAUUCUGCCACCACUUCUCGCAGUUUCCGUCUCAGUCAUUCGUUUGACGAAAGGCAAGCUGUGGUAGCAGAGAUGCGUGUAGGCCACCAUCACCGCAUGCUGAAGCGCCAGCCUGCAAUUGAGGUACCGCUUGGAGCAGAGUUCAUCCCUGAGGAGAAUUCUCCCUCAGUUUCAUCCUCUGUCACCCCUCUGACAUCUGACCCGAGCCGAAAGCAGCGCCGUGGACCCAGACUUUACGAGUGUGAAGCUUGCGGUACCCGGUGUAAGAAAAGAGAGAGCUAUGAGUCACACCGUCGCAGUUUCUGCACGGCACGCCAGCCUGAGGAACCGAAGAAGGGACCGGAGAGCAGCACUUAUCGAGAGGACAGACCUCAAAUGAUGCAUUAUAAAUUCAGGGCUAUGGCAAUGGCUGUGCGCAAAAGGAGGAAAGAGGAGAGUCUGGAGGAGGAUCCUCCCAGCCCAGGACCAGCAGCUGUUUCAUUUCCACUUAGUGCCCCUACCCCUGUACCGGGACGAGAAGAUAUGUUUGAGAGGGAGACUUCUUUGAGCACUUCCACACAAGUGGAACCAGACAGAAGAAGCAAUUGGAAGGAGAUCUCUGUGAUCCAGCACACCAGCUCAUUCGAGAAGCAGGAAAGUAUGUCUGUGGAAAGCCAAGAGAAAGAUGAGAAACUAAUUAGCGUGCCACUGCCUUCUGUGGAACACCAAUUACCGCUGCCACUGAAAACUCAGCAGCAGCCACCGCCGAAACCACACCCAGUAUCCCGCUUGGUUCGCCAGCAUAACAUUCAAGUGCCAGAGAUCCUUGUAACCGAAGAGCCAGAUGCAGACAUGGUGCCGGUCCCAACCACAGCUAUAACAUCAUUGGUUAAGGAACCAGAGAAGGUGGAGGAAUUCCAGUGGCCUCAGAGAAGUCAGACUUUAGCCCAGCUUCCAGCUGAGAAGCUGCCACCAAAGAAGAAACGCCUUCGACUAGCUGAGGCAACCCAGUCCUCUGGGGAGUCGAGCUUUGAGUCAGUUUCACUGCCUCGUAGUCCCAGUCAGGAAAGCAGCAUAUCCCAUGCCUCUAGCCGGUCUGCUUCCUUUGAGGAUUCAGGAAAACCUGACUCUGAGGUGGCUCCAGCUGGUGCUUCUAGAGGCUCCCAGGGUUCCCACAUGUUGACUGUUCCUUCUGCCCCACACCAGCAUCACCAUCCUCAUCGGGAGAUGAGGCGCUCAGCUUCAGAGCAGGCCCCUGCAAGCACCCAACACCCUGCCCAGAUCGUUGAAACCCGGAGCAAGUCCUUUGACUAUGGUUGCCUCUCCCCACAAUGCUCCUCCACAACCUGGAGGGAGAGACGGAAGUGCCUCCUGGUGAAACAUGCCACGCUGGGGGAGCCGGAUCAGGAAGAUCAGCCUGCUGGUCCAUCUGCCAAACCUGGAACUCCUCUGGUCUGCCUGUCCUACACUACUCAUCCUGCUCCAUCUUCAGGUUCAGAGUCCAGCAUGGCACACUCCUCCUCCAGGCAUAGCCCAGAUUCUUUAAGAAAGUCUGUACAGCUUCUUCAACCCUCACUGCCUUCUCUCUCCCAGUCAGUUUAUCCCCAACAUACACAAACUCCAGAGACAUUCCCCCAAGGACAGCUAGCUCAGCUCUUACCUGCCACAACAGGCAUGACUGAUGUCCCAUCUGCUCAGAUCAUCCCUCGAGCUUAUUUGCAGACUGCUCCACCCCCACUCCACGCAGCUCAGCUCCGCAUUGCAGAUCACCUGGGUCUUCCUCUUCAGCCCUUCUCAUCACUCCUUCCCUUGCAGUAUCCAACUGGUGCUGCCCAGGCCCUCUACCUCCCCAUGCCAAGUGGACUAACCCUUCAGGUUCCCAAAGAACCCUUUCGGGAAUCCAAAGAAUCUUCAUCCUCCUCGCAGACACCCAUCCCCUAUCAUCACCAACCACACCAUCCUCGCCCGAUCAUCGCACCCUGUCUAGAGCAGCUGGCACCAGUGGUGUCACUUGUGGUGCCAGUACGUCUCCAGACCCACAUUCCCACCUAUGCCAGUGCAAUGUACACCACCCUCUCUCAGAUCCUCCUAACCACCCAAUCCCAUGAGCCCGUCUGCUGCUCCACUAUGGUUCUCACGAGCAAGCUAGAGGAGCGUACACUGCAGAGCCCAUACUUAACGAUCCCCACUUCAAAGAGUUACCUGCCUUUGGAAUUGGAGCUCAGGAUGGGUUCAGAAGAGGGAUAUGGAUCAACAAGUGUGGGUGGGAGCAAGCGCAUGCUUUCCCCAGCUGGAAGCCUGGAGCUCAGUACUGAGGCACAGAGGCAACAGAAGCGUGUGAAGGAAGAAGAGGAAGAGGAGAAGGAAGACAGUGAAGGCAUCAGAAGAGGAGGUGAUGGUGAAAAGGCUAAAGACAAGGUGGCUAUUGAAGCUGCUCUGGUGCAUGAAAGCAAAGAGAAGGUGGUGGAAGCAAAGGAAGAGGAGCCAAAAGAAGACAAGGGCGAGGCAGCACCAGAAGAGGCAGCGCCCUCCAAGGAGGAAGAAGAGGAGGAGAGCAUAAGAAUCCGGGUCUUGGGUCCAGAAAGUCACAAGGGGCCAUCGUACCAUAGCCUUCAUACCACCACCUCGGUCAGCUGGUGCUACCUGAACUAUGUGAAACCCAACCCAUCCCCCCAGAGGGACCCCCAGGCUUCUGUGUACUCCUCCUGGUGUGUCAGCAUGCACAACCCCAACCUGCCUGGCCUUUCCACCAAGGUGGCACUUGCGCUGCUGCGCUCGAAGCAGAAGCACAGCCUGGAGACCUACACCACAGCCAUGGCGCCAGAACCCACUGCUGGCAAGCUGGUUCCAGCUAAUGCCAGGAAGCCACGUAUGACUGAAGUACGAGACACACCUCCCCACACCCCCUUUGAAGUGAAGGAGACACCUCCACCUGAGAAGGAGGAGGAGAAGAAAGGGAAGCGGGAGGAGGAAGCGCCCUCCACAUCCAAACGCUGUGAACCAUCGCGUAUCCGGAUCUUCGAGGGCGGAUACAAGUCCAACGAGGAGUACGUGUACGUGCGUGGGCGCGGCCGCGGCAAGUACGUGUGUGAGGAGUGCGGUAUUCGCUGCAAGAAGCCCAGCAUGCUGAGGAAGCACAUCCGCACGCACACCGACCUGCGGCCCUAUGUCUGUAGGCACUGCAACUUCGCCUUCAAGACCAAAGGGAACCUCACCAAACACAUGAAGUCCAAGGCCCAUGGCAAGAAGUGCCAGGAGAUGGGGGUCUCCGGGUCCUCCUUGGACGAGCUGGAGGCCGAGGAAGGAGUUGGGGGCAGCGAGGAACAGGCUGGAGGCUCAGAGGACCAAGAGGAGCAUCAGUUCUCUGAUGUGGAAGACUCCGAGGAUGACGACGACAAUGAGGAAGAGGAGGAGGAAGAAGAGUCCUCUUCACAUGAUGAGCCUCCUUCAUCCUGCUCUCCAGACACACGGCUUUCCAGCAGCGGUCGCUCAGACAGUGGGCAGCCGCCCCAGAGGGAUACCCCUGAGGAGAGGGAGGCGGGCUUGACACAGCAGGACUACCCGUCACCAAGGAGGCCCUGGCCUAGUGGGAGGGCUGCCUCCCCUGGCAGCAAGAGGGCGCUGUUCUCGCGGUGCCGCUGGGAAGCCUCUCCCAGGGCCUUCUCCCCUAGCGGUGAGGGCUCCCCCCUCUGCCGCCUGUCACCGGGGCCCCGGGAGUCGUCCCCCCUACGGUGCCUCUCCCCCAGGCUGGACCUGUCCUCCCCUGGCCGCCACCUGUCCCCAUCCCCUGAGCGGGGACUGUCCCCGAUUCGGCCACUGUCGCCCCUUGGCUCGCUGUCCCCGGGCCGCUACGUGGGGCCACGGGGCCUGGCCUCACCCGCUCCCACUGCGGCCUGCCACAGAGCCCAGAGCUCCACUGGCCGGUAUGCCAGGGACGCGGAGGGCAGCACAGAAGCCAGCGAGGGCUGGCAGGAGCAGAUUAGCUACCCUCGUGAAAGGCUGAUCCCUACGGAUGCCAGCCCACCUUCCCCCGCUCUGCGGCUCAUGCCGGGUGAGUUCCUGGGCCACACGCCGCCCCGGACUGUAGACCGCACCUUCAGCCACCUGCCGCUGCACUCGCAGCAGCUGACGCGGAUGCCCUGCCUCAUGAUCCCCAUCGGGGGCAUUCAGAUGGUGCAGCCCCGGCCCAGUGCCCACCCCAGACUGCUCCGGUGCCCCAGUGGUGCCUCGCCCCCUUCACCCUGGAAGAGGGGCCCGAGCCAGUCCCCUGGCGAGGCCGAGGGGGCGCGGGCUGGGAUUCUGGGGGACCGUGGGGCGCAAAGCAAGGAAGCUGGAACUAGCCAAUCAGGGUUUUGCACAAGCAAAGGCCACGCCCCCCCAAAAGAACACGUUCCUGAGACGGGCGGGGAGGAGCCCAAAGACACGGGCACGAAGCAAUAUGGCAGCUUAUGCACUCAGUCGCAGACUAGCACUUUGGCCACUGAGGCAGCAGACGCACAGACUGAGGAAAGCGGCUCUGAGCCAGGACGGCCCUCGCAUCCCUCUCCUAGCCUGCAGGCUCCUCCCACUCAUAGGACUAGCCCGCCCCCUGAGAGCAAUUGCCCAACUGAGGUGCUGCAUGGGGGGCGUGUCCCAGAGCCAGCCCGGGGAGGGGCCGGCGGAUCAGGAGUCGAGGCCAGGGUGUGCCAGAGCAAAAACAACACAACAGGAAGCACUUAAAACUCCGCCCUGAUUCUGUGUACAGGAUCAUUGCAGAUAUUCGUUGUUAAUAUUUUUUGUUGUUGUUGUUUUUUAUGGUUUCAUUUUUAUACAAUUUAUGACACUGUUGUUUACCUACUUUGUUUUUGUCCUUCUGCAAUAUUUAGGAUUGUAAUAAGAUGCACCUUUAUUGCCAAUACAAUUUCUAUCUAUCUCUGUUUCUUUAUUUAUCUUCCUAUCUUAAUAUCUGUUACGAUAUAUAUGAUCUAUAUGAUGAAUAUACAUAUAUUUGUAAAUGACCAAAACCAAUACAGAACAUGACAAUAAUUCCA